GAGCCCUCUGAUUGGCUGCUGCGGGAGAAUUCCCAUCAAACGCUUUUCCCGACGUCACGUCGCAUAUAAAUGUCCCUGUGACUCCUGUUGAAGAUGUUCAUGUAACAGUAGUUAACGUUAGUUAACUGCAGGCUCCUUCGCACGCCACAGCAAAGAAAAGGACUCCCACAGAAGGCGAGGACAUGUAUAACUCAGUCUUCCUCGUGCUGCUCGGCCUGAGUCUGGGGCUGGUAAGGGCAUUUCCCUCCCAGCAGCCAGACAGUGGGAAAAACUGGGUGGUUAUCGUGGCUGGCUCCAAUGGCUGGUACAACUACAGACACCAGGCCGAUGCUUGCCAUGCCUACCAGAUUGUCCACAAGAAUGGCAUCCCCGAUGAGCAGAUUGUGGUUAUGAUGUACGAUGAUUUGGCACAGAAUGAGGAUAACCCCACCCCUGGGAUAUUGAUCAACAGGCCGAAUGGCACAGAUGUGUACAAGGGAGUUCCUAAAGACUACAUUGGGGACGAUGUGACCCCAGAAAACUUCCUGGCAGUGCUGAAGGGUGACUCCUCAAAAGUCAAAGGUGGAUCUGGAAAAGUGUUGAAGAGCGGCCCCAACGAUCAUGUGUUUGUGUACUUCACCGACCACGGAGCGCCUGGUAUUCUGGCCUUUCCUAAUGAUGAUCUCAAUGUUAAAGACCUCCAAGAAGCCAUUAAAUACAUGCAUGAAAAUAAGAAAUACAAAAGGAUGGUGUUCUACAUUGAGGCAUGUGAGUCCGGGUCGAUGAUGAACCAUCUGCCUGUUGACAUUAACGUGUACGCCACCACAGCAGCCAACGCUCAUGAGUCCUCUUACGCCUGCUACUACGACGAGAAGAGGGACACGUACCUGGGAGACUGGUACAGCGUUAACUGGAUGGAGGACUCCGAUGUGGAGGACCUGAAAAAAGAAACUUUGCUGAAGCAGUUCAAGAUUGUAAAGAGCCACACAAACACCAGCCACGUCCAGCAGUACGGAAACAAGACUAUGGCCCACAUGAAGGUUGUAGCAUUUCAGGGUAACCCCAAGGCAAACACCCAACCCGCUCCAAUGACCCUGCAGCCAGUUACAAAUCUGGAUCUGACCCCGAGCCCUGACGUUCCUCUGGCCAUCCUCAAGAGGAAGAUGAUGGCCUCCAAUGAUAUCAGAGUUGCAAGGGGGCUGCUGAUGGAGAUCAACUCCCACCUCAAGGUCAGGGAGAUGCUGGCUGAGACUAUGCGCAAAGUGGUUGAGAGCGUGACCGGCAAUAGGCUCAAGGCCGAGGACGUUCUCAACGAAAGAGCCGAACUGUCCCAGUAUCAGUGCUACAAGGCUGCAGUCAACCACUACAAACAUAACUGCUUCAACUGGCACAGAACUGAGGUAUAUGAAUACGCUCUGAGACAUCUGUACGCUCUGGUGAACCUGUGUGAGAGAGGAUACCCUGCAGAGAGCAUCCAGCUUGCCAUGGACUCUGUGUGUCAUUUCAGCAAGUAAAAGGGUUUCUGCGAAUCCAUGAAAGUCUCACAACAAACUGCUUCUUCCAUGUGGGCAGGCCUGAGAAGACGCAGCUUCUCUUUGCACUGCUCGGGAAUCAAUCUGAUGUGGGGAUGACGUUAUUGUUUUAUCAACACACUAACACUUUUUUGUUGUUGUUUUUAAACUUGUGAUGUUCUUUUGAUUUUUACUGAGAAUUUUUAAACUUUUUAUGAUUAGUUGCACUAUCACUGUGAAGGGUUUUGGAGUAUAUUUUACUGCCUCUGAUUAUUUUUAGGACAAUAGGAUAGACAAUUAUAUGACAUGACAUGGGAUUUGUGUAAAUUUGCUCUGCUCUUAGCUUUAUUUGUGGUAUGGAUGGCCCUGGCAUGAAUAAAUGUUUGACUGACAUGUAAGGGACAUACCACCAAACAUUGAAUGUUUGUUGAACCUCAAGAGACUUUGUUGUAACACAGGGAUCUUGAAAUAAAUCUGACAGACCAAAACUAAAAAAUUA
This is a messenger RNA of Siniperca chuatsi (mandarin fish), 1989 nucleotides long. It is a transcript of the gene lgmn, whose product is annotated as legumain. The transcript is spliced from 14 exons. The record is from RefSeq and is a predicted model, not a curated record. Gene Ontology annotation, molecular function: cysteine-type endopeptidase activity. Lineage: Eukaryota; Metazoa; Chordata; Actinopteri; Centrarchiformes; Sinipercidae. The coding region runs from base 183 to 1493 and encodes 436 amino acids. Gene Ontology annotation, biological process: vacuolar protein processing.